AGAUUUAAAAAAAAGAAAAAAAAAAAAAAGGAGUUUUUUUAUCACUCAUAAUAAGGCGUCUACGCAAAUAUGCAACGAAAAUUCUGAUGGAUAUUUUGUUUUGGUUUUUGUUUAUUUUGAACUCGCUGUACUUUGGAAAUGUGUGUGAGAAACUUAUUAUUUUUUGAAGGAGCGCUCGCGUAAAUUGACUUAUGGAAUUCAGUGUCGCGAGAGAGAAGGAGACGACGGCGGCGGUGGUGGUGGUGGUGUAGAGAAAACUGGUUUAACUUUCAGGGACAAACCUCAGCCUCGCUGCUCACACACCUGAUUUGGUACGUCGAUUGGACUGAGCUCUCAUUAAACUCUUAUUAGUUACUUUUCCACUUCGUAUAUGUACUGAGGGAUGUUCGUCUGGCGAGACACAGUGGUACUAACAUGGUUGAUGGCAGUACUCCAGUUAUUGAGCAAUGUCGACGGAGGCACCGAAAAGGAGAUCCUGGAGGCCCUUGACGAGGCGGCCGCGGAGGGUUCCUGGGGGUACGUGCCCCUCAGCGGGCCCUACAUCGACGUUCAUCACUCAGGGAACGUGACCGCCCGCGUGGGCGCCACGGCGGUCCUCAACUGCCGAAUUCUCUACAUUGUCGGCAAAACGGUGUCGUGGAUGAGAGCGCGGGACCUACACUUGCUCACGAUUGGUCGCUUCACCUAUACGAGUGACGACCGCUUCAGGGCUGUCCACCAAUCAGGAUCGCAAGACUGGCUGCUCAAAAUCCACUACCUACAGGCCCGGGACGCCGGCCCCUACGAAUGCCAGGUGUCCACGACGCCUCCUAUGACGCACACCGUGUGGCUAAGCGUCGUGGAACCCGAGACGACGGUCCUGGGCGGUCCCGACCUCCACAUAAACGCCGGCUCGGCGGUCAACCUCACCUGUCUGGUGAAAUACAGCCCCGAGCCGCCCCCUUAUAUUUUCUGGUACCACGACGGACAGUUACAGAGCUACGACGAAGACGGGUCGGGCAUCCAGGUGGUGACCUCCCACGGGAGGGACUCGACCUCGCAGCUGCUGAUCCACAGGGCGUCAGCGAAAGAUUCGGGUGAAUACACCUGCUCACCUGCCACGGCUCCUCCUCAUUCGAUCAAUGUCCACGUGAUCAACAGCGAGUCCCCUGCAGCUAUCCAGCACAAGAACACCACCACCAGCAGUAGUAGCAGCGGCAGUUCUUCUGCUUUAGGAUGCCGCAGCAGCGACCCAGGCACGCCCUUGGAGUUCCUGCUUCUGCUUCUGCUGGCGCUCGUGCCAUUCCUCGUUAGUGACGGAGGACACCUCCUGGUCGAUGUUUUGAUGCGGCCGAAGGCGUGACACCGGACCGGGCCUCCAGAGGCACGUUCCAGGGCGUGACUCAUUAGGGGGAGUACCUGGAUGACGAUGCAGAUGGAGUCGAGGUGUGACUGAGGAGGAGGAGGAGGAGGAGGAGGAGGAGUGUGAGGAGGAGGAGGCGUGAGGAGGUCGGGACAGGUAGAGGGGGGGACGUCAUUAGAGAGAGGGAUGUUGGUGAGGAAGAACGGUAGAAGGAGGCGAGGAAACUACAAAACAGAAAAGGACUUAUUACCCGAAGCAAGAAGACUCGCUACUUGCUAAGAAAAUACUCGUUUAUGUGUGUACUGAACUUCAGUGUGGGUUUAACUUUUUAGACUCGACAUAUGGGAACUUUUAUGCAUAAAAUAAACCCCACCCCACAAAAAAAAAAAAAAAUUAUAUAAUUACCUUCUGUGUUUUCGUACAUCAUUUUCAAAAUGCGUUUUGGGAACUUGCGUGAAUCAUUUCAUUGGGUGUUUUUUUCUACCCUUUUCAAUUCCAGAGGUUAGGAAAAGUUAGGCAAAAUUAUGUGAAAAGUUAUUUGGAGAGAUAGUUGCUCAUUAUAUAAUUAAUCAUUGUGCAAAGAGACAGUGGAUGAACAAUGGACAUUGUACUGUGCUACAUUGUACAUUGUAGCUAUGGAAUAUGAACGUCUACGAGUUAGAGUAAAUUCUGAGUUAAAAAAAAAUAAUUCCACACUGAAAAAAAUAACCUUCACGGUUUACAAUUCUCGUUCAAAUGUGUACAGUUACUGGAAGGAGCCAAAAUAAAUCCUAUCGGUAAUGAAAGCAAGCAAAUAACUGUGUCAACAUCAAUGUGCAUUUCCAUGCUUAUAUGUAAACAUCUAUGUGUAUAUGUUUUCUAAACUACUGAUAUUACCAUAAACUAUAUAUAUACUAUAUAUAUAUACAUGUGUGUGUUUAAUUUGUAUGUAUACAAGCGCACACCAGAAAUAGAUGUAUAUUUUUAUAAGCCACUAAUCACGUACUAUCCGAUCAGUCUGGUGGGUCUAAUUUUUAAUCUGGAAAGAGAGACAUUCCUGACACCACUUCCUUGGAGUAGAUAGAGUUCCUGCAGUGCUCCAGGUGGAGUGAAUGAAUGCAAUAGGACUCGGUUGGAGUGAACCUGCUCGAUCUGACUCAACGAAGUCACUUGACUUGAAAUGAGAAAGACUGACGAAGUUAACUGACUUGAUCUGACCGUUUACGACUCUGUUAAGGUGAACCGAUAUUAUCUGAGUGUAUAUGAUUCUACUGAAGUGAAUGGACUUGAUCUGACUGUAGUUGACUCUAUUCAAAUGAACCACUGACUUGAUGUGACUGACUGCAGUUGACUAUUCAAAUGAACUGACUUCAUUUGACUGUAUAUGACUCUAUUGAAAUGAACUACUGACUUGAUGUGACUGACUGUAAUUGACUCUAUUCAAAUGAACUGACUUCAUUUGACUGUAUAUGACUCUGUUCAAAUGAACUACUGGCUUGGUGUGACUGACUGCAGUUGACUAUUAAGAUGAACUGACCGGAUGUGACUGAACAUGACCUUCAAAGUAAACCGACUUGAUGUGACUCGAUGGAGGUAAAUUGGCUUGACGAAAAUCUCGGUCAGAUAAGAUCGACUCUGUUAAACGCAAGUCGACUCGAAUCUAGAAUCGACAUCCUAAGUUUGAAAUCACUUACAGCAAACUGAAUUGACGCUGCUCGACUAGACUCAAUUAAUGGAUAUCGAUUUGACAUUCGCCUCGACAUGAAUUGUUUGCAGGGAUUUCAUUCGACGACAUUCGACGUAUCGACUUAAAGACGUCGAACGAACAGACAUGCCCCGACUUAUUUUAGGCAAGUAGGACCUGACGUCAAUCAAGUGGAGUGGUCACCUGCUGUAUUCGACGAUAAAACGAUAAAAGGCAUCUGUUGAAUGGUCGGAAACAUUACGGUGGUGACGCUGGAAAGUUCAAAAUGCAAAGUUGAUCAAGGCAGCCUUCCAUCUAGACCACUGAGGAUCAAGAGUUAUAUAGUUGCAAGAUGCAACAGAAAAGCGUUGAUGGAAAAACUGGCAUGUCAGAUGUAGUAUCAUUUCUUUUAGAUGCCAUUCUAUCGCUCAAAAUAUACGUCACUGUUUAGAUUCGUGACGCCAUGACCGAUCUUAUCAAUGACCUUUAUGCGGAGGGCAUUUUGAAAACCACCCACAUUGGAGACUAAUGGUUCGAAUUGAUAUCCUUUCUCGAGCGGACGAAAAAGCGAGGAUCAGAGAAAUGUUGCCAAACACUCCCAGCAUAUUUCUUUUUCUAUGUUGCAAUGUGCUCAACGAACUGUCAUCAUAUACGGCUUAGUGAUAAUGAUUCAUCAAUGAAAUGGAAGACGAAACGAUAAAUCACAUAUCAUAUAUGUGAUUAGACCUUUUUUUAUUAAGGAAAAUAAAAUAUUUUAUUUAUAGAUAGUUUGCCAAACUGACGAUUUGUUUGUUUGUCAUUUAUUCAAACAUUUUCCUUAUUUUUAAUUAACAACUAAAUUUUUAUUCGGCACGUUUUUCCACUGUGAGAUUAAUAAUUUUUUUUCUUUUCCUUCGUUCUUGUAUUUUUGUCGUUGUACCGUAACGAUAGAAUAUAAAUGACAUGAUUUUGCAUGAGCAGAAAUUUAUAUAAAUUAUUCACAAGAACUGAUUUCUGCACCUCUUUGUGAUAUAUAGAACUGAUUUUCAUUUAUUAUUUACAAUGAAAAGGGAAGAAGUCUUAUUCAACACAUUUCCCUCGUUAUCUGAUAAUUAAUCUAUCUGGUUCAUUCGUUUUGCUCUGUUCUUGUAUUUCUAUCGCUGUCCAUCAACAAAAAGGAAGAUUUCCUUCUUUUUAAAAAGAAAAUGUAUCUUUCCUACAUAGUGACCCCAGGGGUCUUUGGGGGUCGAUAUCUAUGGCUCUUAUUUCUUGCAGGUCAUUAUAUUUAUGAUAUUUAUAUUGACAGUCUAUAGUUUAUGUUUUUUUUACGGUCAUCCACAACAUGUUGUACCAACACGCCUCUGCAAGGAAUGAUACAUGCCGGGGUGUCAAACCCCCCCUCCCCCCCCCCUAAAAAAAAGGGUGCGUGCUAAAAUCUAUGGUCAACUAGAGCGCUUUUUCACCAACGAAAAUUAGAAAUAAUUCUUCUGUAACUUUUUAUCAGAAGCAUUAUUUAGUUUUUACAUUUUCAUUCUAUCAAAUAAAUCGUAAAUAUCCUAUCCUGAAAUGACUGUAUCUUCAUCUCGACGCGAAACAACACGUUUUUCAGAACCUUUUUUAGCCUUUUCUACCCCCCCCCCCCCCCACCCCCCCCCCCACCCCCCAACAAGAACAACAACAAAGUAGUGUGUAAGCUUACUCCCCGAGUAAGCGAAAAAACCCUCAACGGGCUCGAACUAAACAAGCCGUGAAGGUGUGGAUACACACCGAGUUCAAACCCGUGGGCGGGGUCACUACCUAGGAAAGAUUCAGAAAAAAAAAAAUAAUAAACCUACAAAUAUUCAGAGCGAAUAACUGUCUCCAGUGCCUCUUUGCAAUAUAAAAGAAGAAAAAAAUUAUAUAUAUCCCUUAACUCGUCCACCUUCACCUAACACAACCGAAGGCAAGGAAGGCGCUUUCGGUUCUAAAGUGAUUUUUCAGCGGAGGGGGGGAAAUUUAUCAUCAAUUUUUUUUUCUUUUAACCUGGCAUUCCGAGCGAUUUAUUGCUCGCGGGGAAACUUGGUGAAGAUCAAAUCCUCGGGUCUCCUCUUCUGCCUUGAGGAAUUACGGGGAAGAAGAAGAAGGAGAAGGAGAAGUAGGAGAAGGAGAGGAAGCUGACGAGCAACAAUGAUGUCUUCGUUUGUGUAAACACUGUAUUCUGAGAAUAGAGAAAUGUGUAGAUUUUAUGUAAUGUAUCUAUUCCAUAAAAAUAUACAAAUGGAUAUUAUGAAU
Molecule: messenger RNA, 5255 nt
Organism: Macrobrachium nipponense
Lineage: Eukaryota; Metazoa; Arthropoda; Malacostraca; Decapoda; Palaemonidae
Product: hemicentin-2-like
Exons: 7
Coding region: 383-1342 (319 amino acids)
Biological process (GO): synapse organization
Cellular component (GO): neuron projection membrane
Source: RefSeq, a predicted model, not a curated record